Monopterus albus (swamp eel) is the source of this 649-nucleotide messenger RNA. It is a transcript of the gene agrp, whose product is annotated as agouti related neuropeptide. Gene Ontology annotation, molecular function: neuropeptide hormone activity; type 1 melanocortin receptor binding. Bases 79 to 507 code for a protein of 142 amino acids. Gene Ontology annotation, biological process: neuropeptide signaling pathway; hormone-mediated signaling pathway; adult feeding behavior. Lineage: Eukaryota; Metazoa; Chordata; Actinopteri; Synbranchiformes; Synbranchidae. Gene Ontology annotation, cellular component: extracellular region. The transcript is spliced from 3 exons. The record is from RefSeq and is a predicted model, not a curated record.
UCCUUACCGGAGAAGCUAAGGAUUGUGGGAGUUGUGGUGCGGAUUCUUCUUGUUUGUCUUCACUGUGAUAGCAGGACGAUGUUUGGCUCUGUGCUGCUCUGCUGCUGGUUCUUCAGUCUGCUGCGUCUCUCCUCCUCUCUGGUUCAUGGAAACAUCCAGCUGGAUGACGGUCCGGCCACCGGUCGCCGCACCGAUACCUCCUACCUGUCUGACAUAGAGAGAAACCAUCCCCCCAACCCCAUGCAUGAUGCUGCGCUCCUACCUGUCGACUCAGUGGAGGAUCACUUUCUGAUAGAUGCAGGGUCAUACGAUGAGGACUCAUCAGCAGCCUUGCAGAUGCAGGGGCGGGCCAUGCGUUCACCGCGUCGCUGUAUCCCUCACCAGCAGUCUUGUCUUGGUUACCCACUGCCCUGCUGUGACCCCUGUGACACUUGCUACUGCCGCUUCUUCAAUGCCAUCUGCUAUUGCCGCAGAGUUGGCCAUGCCUGCCCACCCAGACAUACCUGACCAAACCUAUCUACGACCGAUGGCACCCCUGAGGAUGAAGUAGUGUGAGGAGAUGGGGAGCCAGAAACAAACACUGUGCACAGUAAACAUGUCGAUGCAUUUGCAUGUUUUAUAAAAAUGUGCUCUUUAUGUAAUAAACUAC